Molecule: messenger RNA, 658 nt
Organism: Pseudopodoces humilis (Tibetan ground-tit)
Lineage: Eukaryota; Metazoa; Chordata; Aves; Passeriformes; Paridae
Gene: GADD45A
Product: growth arrest and DNA damage inducible alpha
Biological process (GO): regulation of cell cycle
Cellular component (GO): nucleus; cytoplasm
Source: RefSeq, a predicted model, not a curated record
UCCCACUUCUCCUCUCAGCCCGCUGUCCCAGCCCGCUGUCCGGCCGUGGCCCCGUGAUGACUCUGGAGGAGCUGCCCGGGGAGCGCCGCGCCGCCGGGAGGAUGGAGCAGGCGGGCGACGCGCUCGAGGAGGUGCUGAGCAAGGCGCUGAGCCAGCGGAGCCUCACCCUCGGCGUCUACGAGGCGGCCAAGCUGCUCAACGUGGACCCCGAUAACGUGGUGCUGUGCCUGCUGGCGGCCGAGGAGGAGGAGGCGGGGGACGCGGCGCUGCAGAUCCACUUCACGCUGCUGCGGGCCUUCUGCUGCGAGAACGACAUCAACAUCCUGCGCGUCAGCAACCCGGCUCGCCUGGCGCAGCUGCUGCUGCCGGCCGCGGGUCCCGAGCCGCCCGCGGACCUGCACUGCGUGCUCGUCACGAACCCGCAGGCGUCGCAGUGGAAGGAUCCAGCGCUGAGCCAGCUGAUGUGUUUUUGCCGGGAGAGCCGGUACCUGGACCAGUGGGUGCCGGUGAUCAACCUCCCGGAGCGGUGACCCCCAGCCCGGCCCCGCUGCCAGGCUUUGCCAGUUGCUCAGGAAGGAACUCCCUGCCCCGGCUCCAGGAUUCCCCCGGGGGAGGGAGGAAAAAUAAAACACAAUAACAACUUUAAAAAAAAAAAAAA